AUGCAAAAGCGAGUCAUUGCCGCUACCCAUCAUCAUUAUAACAUGGUUCAAGGUUUGUCCAACCAGAGAGGUGAGUUGGGUCAUAAUACAUCUUUGAUGAUUUUGUGUGUUACCACCUUGCUUAUCUUUGUGGGAGCUAUUCUUCGGUCGGUUUCCGUCUUCCAAGCCAAGAUUAGUGCUGAGGCAACAAUCGUUUGUGAGCCAGUAGCCAUCUAUAUUGUUUGGGGAGUCUUUGAAGUCAUUGUUAAUUUGUUGUAUAUCGUUGGCAGAGUCGACUUGCGUUUCUACAGACCAGAUAUACUACCAGCCAAGGUGCGGGCCAUCAUUACGGCUGAACAAAGUUACUACCCAUCCGACAAUGAGGAUGAUAUGGAGAGCACGACUUCGUUCUCGGAUCCUAAUGAGUACACCCACCCACAAUCAGCUCCUCAAUACCACAACGAUGAGAAGCUUGAAAAAUACGAACUGUUCAAUGACAGAGAGUCAGAAUUUAAUUUUUAG
Molecule: messenger RNA, 501 nt
Organism: Meyerozyma guilliermondii ATCC 6260
Lineage: Eukaryota; Fungi; Ascomycota; Pichiomycetes; Serinales; Debaryomycetaceae
Exons: 1
Coding region: 1-501 (166 amino acids)
Source: RefSeq, a predicted model, not a curated record